AUGUCGGACCCCAAACGUGCUACUCUUAUAACAGUGGGUGCUCCAAAAAGUGCAAAGAAUAAUGUGACUAAAACAGUGAGAUUAACUAUAAAUUUGGAUGAAAGCAACGAAAGUAAAUAUCCCGAGCUGAAUUACAAGGAACUAGUCAUAACAGAAGAGAAAAAGAAGAGAGUGCAAAAUGGCAAGAACACUGGGCUGGACCCAUUCUCGGACAAUGAUGAUGACGUGGAGAGAGUUGCCAGGAAGUUCGAACAAAAAUAUGGCGGCAAGGACACCUACGGCAGGAGGGGCAGGUCGAAGCGAGACGAUUUCGCGGACAUCGGCGCCGGUUACGACGAGAACGACUCCUUCAUUGACAACACGCACGGCUACGACGAGAUGAUACCGCCCGAGUGCGACACCCUGUACGGCGGUUUCUACAUCAACAGCGGCUCGCUGGAGUUCAAGACGGUGCCCGACGAGCGGCCCGGCUCCAACUCGGACGGCGACCAGCCCGGCAGACGCGACAGGCUCAAGCGGCGGAUAUCGUCUAGCAGCAGCGAAGAGGAGUCAUCUGAAAGCUCCUCAGACUCUGAAAGCCAAGAGGAGAAGGACCCGAAGGCCAUCGCCAAUGGAACAGUCGAUUCGCACAAGACUGAGCACCGGAAAAAGAAGAACAAGAAGAUUGAGAAGAAGAAAGCGAACAAGGUGCGUCGCACCGACUCGUCGGCCGCCACCUCCGGCAAGCAGACCUCUGAUGAUAAUGCCCCGGCUGAUGCGGAGAGUGCAGAUUCCCGAACUUCGCAAUCGGACUCUCUCGCUUCUAAGCCCGCGCCCAGUUCGGAGAACGCUAUCACCUCCGACAGCUCCAGGGACAUAGAAGCAAAGGUGGAGGUGAAACUGCCUCAGCCCGUGUGCCAAGUGCUGGAAGAACUGGAGGCAUUCAGCCGGCAGCUGUUCAGCUCGAACACUCCGGCCGAGGAGGUGGAAACAAAGAGUGACCCUUAUAUACUUAGGGUGGAGCGCGCGCUGGCGCGGUGCGGCGCGUGCGGGCGCGCGCGGCGCGCGGCGUGGGGGCGCGCGGCGCGGGCGCUGCGCCUCUCGCGCCACCGGCUGCUGCAGCGCGCGAGGCCGCGGCCCGCACUGACGCCGACGCCCACCACGUGCAUCGCUCAGCCCACCAGCACCGCCAACGCGGCAACGACGACGGCAACUGCGCCGCAGUCCACAACGACAACAAUAACCAGCACCGCCACAACCACAACAAUGGCCGUAACGACAACAACAACAGUCACAACAACUACUACGCACACAAACAAGCGCAAAUCCGAAGAGGAUGUCGAAGAUUUGGACUUCAGCAGUCUAACGGCCGAGGAGAGGGAAGCGAAGAUUGUGGACGUUUUGCGGCGGUUAAAAGCGCUUAUUGAUGAACGUAAACCCGGAAUGAUGGCGAAUUACAUGGCUGAGUGUGAGAGAGUACAGGAGGAGAGGAGGAAGAUGCAGGCGUCGUCGCGGGCGGAGGGCGCGCCGCCGGCGGCGGCCGAGAAGCGGCUGCCGAAGCGGCGCUUCCCGUGGUGCGCGCGCAGCCGGGCGCUGCUGGUGCGGCUGGCGCGGCUCGGCGGCGGCGGCGCGCCCGCGCUGCUCGCCGCGCGCGCGCUGCCGCUCUUCCCCAAGGGCUUCGUGCGCAUGCCCACGCUGCUGCGCCAGGCCGACGUCGGCAAAGAGAUGAAGGCGGCGGAGGCGAAACGGCAAAGGGUCAACCCGGCGCCUCAAACGCAGCAGUACACCGACCAGAUCCAGUUCCCGAGCUCGCUCACCGUCACCACCAGCGUUAAGGCCGCCGAGAAACACGAAUCUGAGGAAAAGGACUCCAAAUACAAGAUCAACCCGGCAGUUUUCGGCGGCAUCAUAAACAGCUUCGCCCUCAGCGACGACCUGGUGGUUGAGAAGGCGGUCGAGAAGAGAGAGAGUGCGGACAAGAGCAAAGAGGAGCUCUACGUCCCGCCGAACAACAUUGGCAGUAUAACGAUAACGCCAGUGCCCCACCAGCCGAAGGCCGAUAAGAGAGCGACAGAGAAGCAGAAGGAGCCGCUGCUCAGGGUGAAAUCGCCAGCGGCCCUGAACGAGAUGGUCAACAAGAAGGAGAAGGAGAAACACAAGAAGCCGGAGAAGCAGAAAGAGCAGAAGGAGAGGCGGGUAGCGUCCCCCCUGCAGAUCGACACCGGUCACCAGCCGGGCAAGAAGGAGCCCGCUCCCAGUCCAAAGUCGAAGGCCGAGGAGGUCACCCAGAGACAGAUCGAGACCAUGCGGACGGCGGAGAACAACCUCCCCCGUCCCACGUUAGUGCCGGUCCACCACUCGCCGACCUUCGCGAAACCCGACAAGAGACCGCCGGAGGUGAAGAAGAAGAAGGACGUGGUGAUAGUCUCCGAUCUGGACCCCCUGGGCGACAUCCAGCCCGAGGAGCCGCUCGCGGUGGACGACAGCAGCAGCGACGUGGAGCUGGUGGAGGAGAGGAACGGCGUCCCUCCCCCAGCCAAGGAGAGAGUGGGUGCGAGGGAGUCGCAGAAGAAGGGGAGCGGCGUGAGGCUAAAAGACUCUGGCGUUAAAGAGGGUAGGGAUACUGCGAAGAGGAACGACCCCCUCGACGAGACGACUAAGGAGGACAUCGAUACCCUGAUGAGGAACAUCAUGGCGAUGGAGCAUUCUCAAGAGCCUCCGAAGCUUAACUGCAAUUCCUAUGGAGGCGUUAUCACCAGUGCGAAACACCAGCGCCCCGCAGACCACAGCUACGGCCCGAGGGGCGCUUUAUUCGCGGAGCCGCGUAGCGAUAAGGACAAAUUG
This is a messenger RNA of Iphiclides podalirius (scarce swallowtail), 2823 nucleotides long. The record is from the annotation of a GenBank genome assembly. NCBI's taxonomy places the organism in Eukaryota, Metazoa, Arthropoda, Insecta, Lepidoptera, Papilionidae.